Messenger RNA from Protobothrops mucrosquamatus (brown spotted pit viper), 2784 nucleotides. RefSeq names its product calpain 7 (gene CAPN7). The record is from RefSeq and is a predicted model, not a curated record. NCBI's taxonomy places the organism in Eukaryota, Metazoa, Chordata, Lepidosauria, Squamata, Viperidae. Gene Ontology annotation, biological process: proteolysis. The coding region runs from base 93 to 2528 and encodes 811 amino acids. The transcript has 21 exons. Gene Ontology annotation, molecular function: calcium-dependent cysteine-type endopeptidase activity.
GAGGAAGCGGACACCGAAAAUAACUGCCCGGUGCUUGGGCCGCUGAAGCAAGAGGGGAGGGGGUCCCUGGGCCGCGCGGCUCCUCUUCUGCCAUGGACGGUGCAGCGCAGGAACAAGACGCGGUGAAGUUCGCGCAGGUGGCCGUUCAGAAGGAUCAAGAAGGGAAAUACCAAGAAGCGGCGUUUUACUACAAGGAAGCUGCACAAGCCUUGAUUUAUGCUGCAAUGGCAGGAUCAACCUUAGAAAAUAUUCCAGGGAAAAUAAGUGAAUAUUUGGAAAGAGUUCAAGCUUUAUAUGCUGCAGUUCAAUUGCAGAAAGUUGAUCCAUUGAAAUCAAAGCAGCAGCUGGACUUGGAGCGUGCCCACUUCCUGGUUACCCAAGCUUUUGAUGAAGAUGAAAAAGGCAACAAAGAGGAAGCCAUAGAGCUGUACACUGAAGCUGUGGAGCUCUGUUUGAAAACAUCUAGUGAAACAUCAGAAACAGUUCUCCAAACAAAACUGAAGCAAUUAGCUCGGCAGGCAUUGGACAGAGCUGAAGCACUGAAAGAUUCAAAGCCAUCUCAGAAAGACAAACCAGCUCCAGUGAAGCAAAGUCAGCCAGUGAGAACUUUUUUUCCAUUGGGACCUGAUUUUUCCUUGAAUGAUAAGCCACAGUCCAUCAGACCUGUUCAUGCUAGUGAACCUCAAGGUCAGCGAUAUACUCUGGAGGAGAUCCAAGUGCUUAGGAAGACAUCAAAAAUAAACAGCAUUGAAUACGUCCCUUUCAUGAGUGUUGAUCUGAGAGAACGUUUUGCUUUUCCAAUACCUUUCUCAGAUAAACGUGGCCCGUUGCCUUUGUCUCCUAAGCAAAAGGCCGUGUUUUCCCGGUGGAUACGGCCAAACGAUAUAACAAAUAAUCCCACUAUGAUCUAUACUGUGUCAAGCUUCAGCAUUAAACAGACAAUUGUAUCAGAUUGUUCCUUUGUUGCUUCACUUGCUAUCAGUGCAGCUUAUGAAAGAAGAUACAACAAAAAAUUGAUUACAAGCAUCAUUUACCCACAGAAUAAAAAAGGAGAACCAGAAUAUAAUCCAUGUGGAAAAUACAUGGUCAAGCUGCACAUCAACGGUGUCCCUAGAAAGGUGGUCAUUGAUGAUCUGUUACCAGUAGAUCACAGUGGAGAACUUCUAUGCUCCUAUUCAAACAACAAAAAUGAGCUCUGGGUAUCAUUGAUAGAAAAAGCUUACAUGAAAGUCAUGGGAGGUUAUGAUUUUCCAGGUUCAAAUUCGAAUAUUGAUCUUCAUGCAUUGACUGGUUGGAUACCUGAGAGGAUUGCCAUGCACUCAGACAAUCAAACAUUUAACAAGGAUAGUUCUUUCAGAAUGCUUUACCAAAGAUUUCACAAGGGAGAUGUGCUUAUUACAACAGCUACAGGAGUGAUGACUGAUGAAGAAGGGGAACGGUGGGGUUUAGUACCAACCCAUGCCUAUGCCGUUUUGGAUAUUAGAGAAUACAAGGGUCUCCGCUUCCUCCAGUUGAAAAAUCCCUGGAGCCACCUACGUUGGAAAGGGAGAUACAGUGAAAAUGAUAUCAAGAGCUGGACUUCUGAACUUCAGAAAUACUUAAACUUUGAUCCCAGAACAGCUCAAAAAAUAGACAAUGGAAUUUUCUGGAUUGCCUGGGAAGAUUUAUGCAAGUAUUAUGAUGUUAUUUAUUUGAGCUGGAAUCCAGGUCUUUUUAAGGAAUCCACCUGCAUUCACAGUACCUGGGAUGCAAAACAGGGUCCUGUGAAAGAUGCUUACAGCCUGGCUAAUAAUCCACAGUACAGGCUGGAGGUUGAGUGCCCACAAGGUGGCGCUGCGGUCUGGGUUCUACUCAGUCGACACAUUACUGACAAGGAUGAUUUUGCACACAACCGGGAAUUCAUCACAAUGGUGGUCUAUAAAACUGAUGGGAAAAAGGUGUACUACCCUGCUGAUCCUCCACCAUACAUUGAUGGAAUUCGAAUCAAUAGCCCCCACUAUCUAACCAAGAUAACGCUCACUUCUCCAGGCACUCAUACAUUUACACUUGUGGUUUCUCAGUAUGAAAAACAGAACACAAUUCAUUACACCCUCAGGGUGUAUUCAGCAUGCAAGUUUACCUUUUCUAAGAUCCCAACACCGUAUACUGUAUCAAAAAGGGUGAAUGGACAGUGGAAAGGUCGCAGCGCUGGAGGGUGUGGAAAUUUUAGAGAUACUUGCAAGAAUAACCCUAUAUACCAGUUUCAAGUAGACAAGACUGGGCCACUCCUGCUUGAACUAAGAGGACCAAGGCAGUACAGUGUUGGACUUGAAGUUGUAACAGUCUCUUCAAUAGGAGAUCCGGGAUCUUUGGGUUUUCAGAAGAAAAAUAGUGGUGAUUACAGGUGUGGCUUUUGCUAUCUGGAAAUUGAGAAUAUACCUCCUGGUACUUACAACAUUAUUACAAGCACUUUCCUCCCACAACAAGAAGGGCCAUUUUUCUUGGAUUUCAAUACUGCUACCCCUCUUAAAAUAUCACAGCUGCAAUGAAGUUACCUGCAAAAACAUUUUUAAUAAAAAUAGCAAACUACAGCUGUCACACUGAAGAACUAUCUAAGAACUUACCUGAGAAAAUGUUUAUAUGAGAUACAUAAAAGGAAUGUGGACUGUCAUAAGAAGAAUUGCACCCUGAAAUUAGAGCAGCCUAAUAUUAUCUUUAUGGUUGCAAAACAAAGUGGAAAACAUGACUUCUGUAAUUUGUGCUGUGGUAAAGUUGAGGCAAGUAAAAAAAAUUGCUCAUGUACUC